CUAUUUUGCAUAUAUUUUCAGUGAUUCUGUUGCAACAGUUCCAGUACUACAAAAUCCUAAACCUUCUAGAAAACGAAAACAAAAACUGCAUCCGACAAGGUCAAAAGUUCUUUUGGAAGUGCCUGACUUUGAACCAGUGGAGAAGAUAAAAGUGAAAGUAAAAAGGAGGCCAUGGGCCAAGAGGGAUUAUAUGGACAAAAGUAUGUUUUUUGAAUACUUUUACAGGGUGUUAAAUAACAGCAGCACACCCUCUACUCAUAAACUAUUGAAGGAUAUAUCAUAUAUCAUCCAAAAGAUAAAUUAAUUCUUGAGUUACAUGUGAAAUUUUGAGACUUAAUAUGCCAGAGUAAUACGUAGCCCGUUUGAAAUGC
Owenia fusiformis is the source of this 371-nucleotide messenger RNA. Lineage: Eukaryota; Metazoa; Annelida; Polychaeta; Sabellida; Oweniidae. The record is from the annotation of a GenBank genome assembly.